Ciona intestinalis (vase tunicate) is the source of this 2263-nucleotide messenger RNA. RefSeq lists its product as uncharacterized. The record is from RefSeq and is a predicted model, not a curated record. NCBI's taxonomy places the organism in Eukaryota, Metazoa, Chordata, Ascidiacea, Phlebobranchia, Cionidae.
UCCAACGCGUGUGCGCUAUUCCAUAAAAUUUCUAACUUAUAAUCGCAUUAUAAUUGAGCACAUUUCAGUGCGCCGUUGUAACUGGUCGCUAAUAACAAGCGUUGUUCUUAUUUAAGGUCUUGGUAUGUGUUCGCUACUGUGAACUCUGCUCGACUGAUACUUCUGACUCUUCACAACCUGUUAUAUACACGCACCACAGUCAGUGUUAAAUGUAACACAUUUCAUCCCUAGCGCCUCGCGCUCGUCCAACUUCUUUUCGCUUUUUCAUGUCGGCGUUUGAAAGCGUCGGCGCUCGAGUUAGCAAAUAAGGUCUUUCUUUUCACACUCGGCACCAGUCCAGGGUAGGAGAGAUACUACAGACCAAUAAUCCGCACGAGUAUCAUCACCUUCGCUAAACAAGUUCUCUAAUUCGGGGCAUGAGACGCUGGCUACGGUUUUAGAGCGUCUUUUGUUUCAGGUGCGCCUUGCUUCGAAGGUUAUUGAGAUAACGCUGUGCACUAAUCCACAAAACCUUUAAAUCUACUAAACAAAUGUAAAUAGUUUAGAAUGUCUCUUUUGCGUUUUGGCUUGCAACAUUAUUUUAUUGUUAUCAAAACAUAUGGACUACAAUCACAACAAACACCGUAAGCCGCCGCUUAUUAAUCCAUUUUUGAUGAUCAGUUUUCGUUCUAAUUCACGAACUCAAUUAAUAUAAAUGUUUAAACCAAAUAAGUCUACAUUUUGCGUUGUUGUGUAAAAUUUAUUCUCUUCGCAGUUUCAAUUAAUAUAAUCGUCGUAAAUCAUAUAUGCGACACCCAAAAGAAAAUUUGUGUCAACCACAAUAUGAAAAAGGACGCAUAUAAGAACCUUAUACACAUUGCAAAUCCAUUAUGGCCUGUUGUUUUUAAAGUUUUAAUUGCUACAUUAUACGAUACAAAACAUACGCCCAAAUGCGUAUUGCUACGUACAUGCCGACCUAUUGCCAAUAUAUUUAGCCAACUAAAUGCAUAUCGUAAAGAUUUAAUAACAUAUCAUACGGAUUUGACGUAUAGUUUCUUUUAUAUGUUACGUAACCCUUAGUACAUAAGACUUCACUUUCAAAGACUGCUAUGUUGUGUGGUUUAAUUCUAGCUCCGUCAUACUGAAAUUUUAUUUUCUAAACUAAACGAAGUUUUUCUUGUAAGAUGGCGUGGCCUAUUAACUUAGUUAAGAACAUUAUUGUAGUAAUUGUGUUGCUAUGUUAUGUCAGCUCCACGUUGGGUUGUCACAUCCCAGGCCACACAAAUAAGCGAGCCAUAAGCCUAGCCGCAUCGGUAGAAAUGACCGACGUCCAAAAAAUUCGAAACUUUUUCAUCCCCUGCGUUAAUGACGUGUUUGGUGACGCCAGCUUGGAUUUUUCUGGAAUCGUUAAGUUUAUAACAGACCACUCGCUAUGGUAUGACGUCACACAGCGUCUGGAAUGCGGGGAGAAAAACGAUACUGUCGAAUGUUGGAACGAACGUCUUACUGAUGUUUUGACCCGAGGUUCGAAAGAACUUGCUGUGGCACAGGAGUGUGUGGAGCGAUAUAAAGACUUUGUUAAUAAUGGAAAAUACAAUCCUACCCCGUUGGUUUUUAAUAAAUUCGACCGAGUGAGGUCCGAAGAUCUGUUGAACUGUCCCACUCGAACGCCACGAAAAUUCGAUCUUUGCGUGAAUAACCAAUUCGCCAAAGAUGAGGUCGAGAAUCCAAUCGGAAAUUUUGAUUCUUUGAUUGGAUUUGUUCAAAGGAAGAUGAAAUGCAGUGACUGUGAUUGUGGCGAGGUUCUACAAGCCGACAGUGACUUCGCAUCGUUCUUCGUGGGCGAGGGACUACAAUGCGACUCUUGUUGGUCAACUAGACUGGCAGCAUUGGUCAAAAGUCAAUCGACUUUAAGUGAAACAACCAAAAAGUGCGCUGCAACUACCAACGACGAAGUUUUUUUGAAAGAGGAAACAAUGAGAGUAUACUAGGUCAUACUCUCGCUGUAUCCGUAGGAGUGAGAGCAAGUAAAGAGCCCGAAUGGCCGCUUCCAUGUUUACAUAGCUUAUGACUCUUGUCAAAUUUACACGAAUAUAUAUGCGAAUUCGUACAGAGUAGGCUAGUAUGCACUAUACACAUUCCAUUUAAUGCAUAUGUUUGUUUAAAAAUUGUGUAGCGUUUAAUUUGGUGGUGUUUUCACAAGAGCUGUUCUGUUUCUGUAGUGUUAAUGUGUUGUCAUACAUUUGUUCGUUUGUCGAGCGUUUUGUAUUAUAUUAAAUACAAG